AUGAUUGGAACAACAGAGACCACUGUUGCUCAGCCUUCAUCUGCUAAUGCAGUCAACUUUGAUCCAAAUCACCCAUACUUUCUCCACUCAUCAGAUGCACCAGGUAUGAGUCUUAUGAAUGCAGUAUUUGAUGGAAGAGGUUUUCAAGGCUGGAGGAGAUCAGUUCUGAUUGCUAUUUUAGCAAAGAACAAGUUGGGCUUCAUUAAUGGAACAUGCCCUGCUCCUGCUAUCACUUCCAAUGAGUAUCAGCCAUGGACAAGAUGCAAUGACAUGGUGACUUCCUGGUUACUAAAUUCACUAUCUAAAGACAUUGGAGAUAGUGUCAUAUAUUCCAAAUCUGCCAAAGACCUUUGGACCAGCCUUGAGCACAGAUUUGGAAGGUCAAAUGGGGCUAAGUUGUACCACCUGCGCAAAGAACUAUCCAGCUUAGUACAAGGAACAAGUGAUAUAACAGGGUACUUCACAAAACUCAAACGUCUAUGGGAUGAAUUAGACUCUUUAAUCUGUGAUGUUAUGUGUGUUUGUGAUGAAAGUCAGAGAGAGAUCUAUAUGAAUCCUCUUCUCUCUGCUGACUAUUCAUCCUUCAUGGUGGGCACUCAAGCUAACCUUGCAGCACAAGAAAAUUUUGUGCAAAGGAACAACAAACAAGGCCAAAGAAACACUGGGCAAUUUCAGCAGCAAUCUCAGAAACCAUGGAACAACAUGCAAUUUCAAAGAUCAGGAAGCAAUAUGCAGAAAAAUGGGAACACUCCACAAAGAAACUUUGUUUCAAAAGGAAAGAAGCACAAGUUCAACCCUAACUUAUCUCGCACCCAUUGCAAGAAAAUAGGACAUUCAGUGGGAGAUUGCUAUAGAAUCAUUGGUUUUCCUGAAGAUUUUGAAUUCACCAAUCCUACAGGUUCUCAAGUUCAAUUCAGAAGCAAUGGAGCUAUAACAAGGGAACAGGGAGAGGAUGCAAGCAACUAUUCUGAAGUUCUAAACCUUUGGCACAUUAGAUUGGGUCAUUGCCUUUUUCAUCAAUGA
Nicotiana attenuata is the source of this 1023-nucleotide messenger RNA. RefSeq lists its product as uncharacterized. The transcript is spliced from 2 exons. NCBI's taxonomy places the organism in Eukaryota, Viridiplantae, Streptophyta, Magnoliopsida, Solanales, Solanaceae. The coding region runs from base 1 to 1023 and encodes 340 amino acids. The record is from RefSeq and is a predicted model, not a curated record.